CCCAGUUCCAGGAAAAGACACAAGAUCAAGGUGGCUCUUCCGUACAGAUUCAAGGCCGGUGGCAGCGGAAAUAUGGCGCCUAUCGCGACGCAGCACCACCAUCGGAGCACUACGAAGCAGCCGCAGAAAGGCUUCAAAUCCCGCCAUGCCUCCAAGGGUGCGCUGAAGGAGCAGUCCAAAGGCAAAGUCGAAAGCCUCGAAAAAGGCAGCCGCAAGACUCCCCACCAGCAAGUCUUGUCUAAAUUCGACCGUCGCAACCGAGCGAAGCAGAUGCGCAUAAACAAGGACCACGAACACGCAAAGGCGACAAAUGUUUUUAACGGAAAGGAUGGCGCACCAAGAGUCGUAGCGAUCAUACCCCUUUGCUCGGACGUGUCUGCGGCUGGCGCAGUCCAGAGCUUGAACGCAAGCUUGGACAUCAACGAGGAAGUGCCUGACGCUGGCUGGACGCGCGUCAACGUCGACCGUUUCAAGCAAAAGAUACAAUAUCUCGUGGUUCAGCGCGAUUUAUUAGCCUCGCUCGAUGCUUGCCGAGUUGCCGACUUCGUGGUUUUCAUUCUCUCAGGGCAAGAAGAGGUUGACGAGGAGGGUGAAAUCAUACUCAAGGCGGUGGAAAGCCAAGGUAUUUCAAAUUGCUUCACUGUGGUGCAGGCCCUCGACAAGAUCGAGCCCGCGAAGCGGAGACCGCAGGUUGUGUCUUCAUUGAAAUCGUACAUCACCCACUGGCUACCGACGACCGAACGCGUCUUCUCCCUCGAUAACCUCCAGGAGUCUUCGAAUUUAGUCCGAUCGAUAUGCACGACCACGACUAAAGGUGUCAAAUGGCGCGACCAGAGGAGUUAUAUGUUCUUGGAGGACGUUGUAUGGCCUGGGGCCAAGUCAGCCGCCGUUGAGGAUGGCACCGGCGAGGUCAUCCUGACAGGUGUAGUCAGGGGACAAGGUCUUAAGGCGGAUAGACUGGUGCAGGUUGGCGAUUGGGGCGACUUCCAGAUUGAAAAGAUCGUUGCUGCUCCGCUGGAAACGCGAAAAAAGGCGAAGGGCGAUGCCAUGGCAGUUGAUUCGGAACCCGGCGAGGAAGUUCUAGACCGUGCUGGUGAAGACCAGGACGAUUUAGCCGACCUAGCACCGGAGGAGACGAUCAUGGACGACGUAACCAACUAUGCCGCGUCAGUUGCACCAACCGAACGAAAAGGUGUGCUUUUGGACGACCACCAUUACUUUUCAGAUGAGGAGGAGGUAGAUGCACCAAAGCGUCCGCGAAGGCUGCCAAAGGGCACCAGUGCUUACCAGGCUGCGUGGUAUCUUGACGAUUGUUCCGAUUCUGGGUCAGAUCUGGAAGAUUUCGACAUGGAAGAUGCUGAGCCGACCGAAGACGGCGCGCGCGCUCAUCCCGCAGACGGCAUCGAGGGCAUGGACAUAGACGGCAAGGCAAUGACUGAAGCUGGUCCUUCAGAAUAUCCUCAAUCCGAGAUGUUCUUAGAUCCUGCUCCAGAGGAUGAAGCGGCCCAGAUCGAAGCUUACAGGAAGUCGCGAAAGAAUGACGCAGAAGAAGACCUGGAAUUCCCGGACGAGAUCGAACUUCAUCCCAACGUCGACGCUCGAGAGCGCCUCAUCCGAUACCGAGGACUGAAAAGCCUAAGGGAAAGUGUCUGGGAGAAGGACGAGGACAAGCCAUACGAACCCGUGGAGUGGCCCCGAUUAUUGGAGAUCUCGGACUACAAGAGAACCGCAACAAAGUUCAUGCGAGAAGCCUGGGCUGGUGGUGUCAAGCCUGGCACCAGAGUCAACGUUCAUAUUCGCGGUGUGCCCCUCUCGCUGCAAAGCUCAAGACCGAUGGCACUGUACUCUCUGCUUCGUCACGAGCACAAACGCACGGCGUGCAACUAUAGCAUUCUGCUCAGCUCCGACUACGAAGCUCCCAUCGCGUCUAAGACGGAGAUAAUUGCACAAUGCGGACCGCGACGGAUGAUCAUCAAUCCACUUUUCUCCCAGGCUGGCAACACACCCAAUGACGUCCACAAGUUCGACCGGUUCCUCCACCCCGGCCGCUCAGCAAUCGCAUCCUUCAUCGGACCCAUUACCUGGGGCAACGUCCCCGUCCUAUACUUCCAGCGCCCCACAACCCCCGCCCCCGAAGGCGACUCCAACGCCCAGCCGACCGCUACUGAGCCCUCCACCUCGCCUCUCAAACUCAUCGCCACCGGCACGUCCCUUCCACCCUCCCUAAACCGCGUCAUCGCCAAGCGCAUCAUCCUGACCGGCCACCCCUAUAAAAUCAACAAGAGCAUCGUCACCGUGCGCUACAUGUUCUUCAACGACCGAGACGUCAAGUGGUUCAAGAGUUUACCGUUGUGGACGCGCCGUGGCCGCAGCGGAUUCAUCAAGGAGAGCUUGGGUACGCAUGGGUACUUCAAGGCAACGUUUGAUGGGAAGAUUAACCCGAUGGAUGCGGUGGCGGUCAGUUUGUAUAAGAGGAUGUGGCCGAGAACGGCGAAGAUGUGGCAGCCGUAGAUGGCAGCAGGGAGUGAGUUGUUGACGACGGAAUGACAUGAUUUGAUACCAACAUAGAGAAUGAACCUUGUUUUGCGG
Paraphaeosphaeria sporulosa is the source of this 2589-nucleotide messenger RNA. Its product is annotated as DUF663-domain-containing protein. The transcript has 3 exons. Gene Ontology annotation, biological process: ribosome biogenesis; maturation of SSU-rRNA from tricistronic rRNA transcript (SSU-rRNA, 5.8S rRNA, LSU-rRNA); endonucleolytic cleavage of tricistronic rRNA transcript (SSU-rRNA, 5.8S rRNA, LSU-rRNA). NCBI's taxonomy places the organism in Eukaryota, Fungi, Ascomycota, Dothideomycetes, Pleosporales, Didymosphaeriaceae. Gene Ontology annotation, molecular function: GTP binding; U3 snoRNA binding; GTPase activity. The record is from RefSeq and is a predicted model, not a curated record. Gene Ontology annotation, cellular component: preribosome, small subunit precursor; nucleus. The coding region runs from base 73 to 2511 and encodes 812 amino acids.